Molecule: messenger RNA, 1912 nt
Organism: Drosophila kikkawai
Lineage: Eukaryota; Metazoa; Arthropoda; Insecta; Diptera; Drosophilidae
Biological process (GO): signal transduction; inositol metabolic process
Molecular function (GO): inositol monophosphate 1-phosphatase activity
Source: RefSeq, a predicted model, not a curated record
CUGUAAACUUCCAAGCUAGGCAGUAACAUCUCAGCCAUUGACACACUCACUCAGUAGAAUUUCGGCUGGGACUGCGACUUCCUGGUGGCAGAGUGCGGGCAAAACUAGGUCUAAAACGAGGUAACGGAAAACAACACAACGUCAAGAUGUCUGAGAAAGAGGACUCUAAGAAGGACGUUGCGGAGAAGAACGCCGCCACGCGCUUUGGGCUGGAAGAUCACGAGGCAACUCAGCAGGAUGCACGUGUAACCACAUUGCGGACGGAACACGUACGACGUUCCUCGAUGAUGCCGACGGACAAGCGACACAACAAGUCGACCUCGCGGCUAAUGAGCGUCAAUGACCAAUGGGCCAUCCCCAGAAGCCCUGACGAGGACGACUCCGAUAAUGCGGCCAACGAACCGAGUCGGGCGGACCAGAAGGUCAAAGUCCAAGAUAGGGAGGAUCCCAGCGACAAUGAGCAAUCGUCUGCUGUUCGCCAAAUGGGGCCGACAUCGGAUUCACAAGUUUCGCAACCCGCCUACGACGCCGACAGCUCCGGAACGGAUGGGGAAAGGAAGAGUCCACUUUACACAGUGGCUCCGCCAGUAGCACUUCCCAUGCUGGCGAGUCCGCAACCAGUGGUGCAGGACCCGGUACCGGAAGCGGAAUCUGAAUACAAAACGGACCCGCCAAAGCCAAGGCCAGAGGAUGUGCCUUUGCCACCGCCCAUCAUGAUGCCGAUCACGCCUCGUGAAUCUAGGGCUCUAGAACCGGCCGGCAGCGCCGACGACGUGCAGAGCAGCCUAAGCAAGUUAACCAACACAGACGUGACUUUUAAUCCGUCCAAGAAGUUCGCGACCAAGGGCACCAACACGUCCGGCACCAUGAUCUCAGAAAGCGAUGAGGAGUCGGAUGAUGAAGCCUUUCUCCCGGAGUCAUUCCCCGCCAGCGAUCUGAAGAGUCUAUUUCUGCUCGCUUGCCGCGAGGCAAGGUCAGCGGGAGAAAUAGCGCGGGCAGAUAACGAGAAGGGCGAGGAAGACGCCAAGGAUCAGAAGGAGUCUGACCCGGAAAACCGCACCGAUAGUUUGGUCGAAAGCACGUUCAUCAAUGCCAUCAGCUCCAGGUUUCCCGAUCACAUAUUCAUCACUGGGGAGCGAAUAGCCAAAUCAGAGUCUGGAAUGGUUGACUUGACAGAAAAGCCCACCUGGAUAAUCGAUCCCAUCGAUGGUGCCAUGAACUAUGCCCACCACUUUCCGUACUACUGCAUGUCCGUGGCUUAUUUGGUGGACAAGCAGACAGAGUUCGGGAUCAUCUACAAUCCGCCCAUGAAGAACAUGUACACGGCCCAGCGGGGUAAGGGAGCGAAGAUGAACGGAAAGGAAAUCAGGACAACCAAACAGGUGGAUUUGUCCUCGGCACUGGUACUGCAGGAGAUUGGUUCGGGGGGCAACGAUCAGCAAGGCCGCAUGGCCAUGGAAAACGCCAAACGGUUGGCGAAGGUUGUCCAUGCGAUGCGCUCAAUUGGCUCUCCUGUCAUGGGCCUGGCCAUGGUAGCGUCUGGUGCGGCAGACGCCUAUUUCAACUUUGGUCUCCACGUUUGGCACAUGGCCGCAGGCGUGAUCCUGGUCACCGAGGCCGGCGGCCAUGUGAUGGACCCAGCUGGCGGCGAGCUGGAUAUCAUGUCCCGCCGGUGCUUGGUGGCGUCCACAGGGCGUUUAGCCCAGGACCUCGGCAGCCGCUUGGAACAGAGCUAUCCGUCACCGCGUGAUGACGAACCGCGCAAACCGGAAAUGCAGGAUUUCACCAGCCAGACGGACUUCCCCGAAACCGAUAGCUCGGAAACUGAAACCAACGCACCUGCCCCCUAAACUGCCCAUCAGGAAGUCCAGUUGAAAUUCGACGAGUAAAGUUACAUUUGAUAAAUUGACAA